AUCAACCUACGGACUCUUUUCUUCCCCGAUCUCUCCAUCUCUACUUCGUCUCCCGCUGCCGGUUCUGACUGCCCCAGCGUUGCCGUCCGUUGUCUGGGAAGUCGUGCUUCGCCGCUACUGCACUCAUAGACCCUUCAUCUCCGCUAAAAUGAACUGCUCCAUCUCCGGUGAGAUUCCGGAAGAGCCAGUUGUCUCAAAAAAUUCUGGAUUACUCUUCGAGAAGCGCUUAAUCGAGAGGCAUAUUUUGGACUAUGGGAAAUGCCCUGUUACAGGUGAACCCCUUUCCAUCGAUGACAUUGUUCCAAUCAAAACUGGAAAGAUAGUCAAGCCCCGGCAAGCUGCUAGCAUCCCUGGAAUGCUUGGAAUGUUCCAGAAUGAAUGGGAUGUUUUGGUGCUUUCCAAUUUUGCAUUAGAACAGCAGCUGCAUACAGCUAGACAGGAGCUUAGUCAUGCCUUGUAUCAGCAUGAUGCUGCAUGUCGUGUGAUUGCAAGACUUAAAAAGGAACGGGAUGAGGCUAGGUCCUUACUUGCUCAGGCAGAGAGGCAGAUGCCUUUAUCAUCAACUUCAUUUUCAUCCAAUGCUACUGCUGUCAAUGUUAAUGGGAAAAGAGUUAAUGAGGAUGAGGAAUUGGGUCCUGAUGGGAAGAAAAUACGUCCAGGAAUAUCAGCCACAGUUAUCUCUGAGCUCACAGAUUGUAAUGCUGCUCUAUCACAACAAAGGAAGAGGCGGCAGAUACCUCCUACGUUGGUUCCCGUUGAGGCUUUAGAAAGUUACAACCAGAUUUCUAGUCAUCCACUUCAUAAAACAAGCAAACCAGGCAUUAUAUCUCUUGACAUCAAUCAUGAGAAGGAUGUCAUUGCGACUGGAGGGCUGGACACAAAUGCUGUUCUUUUUGGUCGGUCGUCUGGGGAGAUUUUAUCUACACUAAGUGGCCAUUCAAAGAAGGUAACAAGUGUCAAAUUUGUGGGCCGAGAUGAUUUAUUCUUGACUGGUUCAGCUGACAAGACUGUCCGUGUUUGGCAACAAUCUGAUGAUGGGAACUACGAUUGUAGGCACAUUUUAAAGGAUCAUACAGCUGAGGUCCAAGCUGUAACUGUCCAUGCUACCAACAACUUCUUUGUCACUGCCUCCCUUGAUAACACAUGGUGUUUUUAUGAGCUUGCUUCAGGAUUAUGCCUGACCCAGGUUGCAGAGGAUUCAGAAACGGAGGGCUACACAUCUGCUGCCUUUCAUCCUGAUGGUCUCAUCCUUGGAACAGGCACGUCAGAGGCUCUUGUUAAAAUUUGGGAUGUAAAAAGUCAGAAAAAUGUGGCCAAAUUUGAUGGACACGUUGGUGCAGUAACUGCAAUUUCUUUCUCUGAAAAUGGUUAUUUCCUUGCGACUGCAGCUCAUGAUGGAGUAAAGCUGUGGGACCUUAGAAAAUUGAAGAACUUCCGUACAUUUGCACCUUAUGAUUCAGAAACUCCAACGAACUCUGUGGACUUUGAUCAUAGUGGGUCUUACCUUGCGAUUGCUGGCUCAGACAUAAGGGUUUACCAAGUUGCUAGUGUGAAAUCUGAAUGGAAUUGCAUCAAAACUAUUCCAGAUUUGUCUGGCACAGGGAAAGCAACUUGUCUAAAAUUUGGACCGGAUGCAAAAUACUUGGCAGUCGGGUCAAUGGAUCGAAAUCUUCGAAUUUUUGGUGUGCCUGGGGAAGACGGUGCCAUGGAGGCAUGAGUUUGUAUCCAGAAUUGAAAAUUCCAGAAAAGAUGAACGCUAGCUUCUGAUUAUAUUUGCACGAUUACAGGUUUGAUUUGAAACCAGAUUCCGAAGCAGAGGCAUCUUUUGAGAAGGUUCUCCAGCAAAGUUGAGAGUUCUUUACGCCCAGAUCACCAUGUUGAGCAAAAUAUUUUCGCCAAUUUUUUUCAGUUGUAGUUUGGACUAAUCAGGUUUGAUUCUCAUUUCUAUGAAUGAUUUUGCAGAGGUGUCUGCUGUCCGAACUUCAUGUAGCCAUAGAGUUGUUAAUAUACGCUGACAAUUUUCAUUGACCA
This is a messenger RNA of Benincasa hispida (wax gourd), 2031 nucleotides long. RefSeq names its product MOS4-associated complex 3B (gene MAC3B). Gene Ontology annotation, biological process: mRNA splicing, via spliceosome; DNA repair; protein ubiquitination. Gene Ontology annotation, cellular component: cytoplasm; U2-type catalytic step 1 spliceosome; Prp19 complex. Gene Ontology annotation, molecular function: ubiquitin protein ligase activity; protein binding. The record is from RefSeq and is a predicted model, not a curated record. Lineage: Eukaryota; Viridiplantae; Streptophyta; Magnoliopsida; Cucurbitales; Cucurbitaceae.